CUGCGAGUGGCAGGACCGCGCAAAAGACAAGACAAGGGGGCUCUCCGCUGCUGGUGACAGAACACGCUUCUGGCAUCUUUGACUUUCCCUUUCUUAUUUCACCCUCUUUUUCACGGCACAAAUGAAAUUUUCUGCCCUUUUCGCUCCCAGGUCUCCAGUCUCAGCCCUCUCACUCUACUGUCCGUCCAUCCGUACCGCACCCGCCGCCUCUCCCUACACUCACCAGUCGUGACCAGCGCUUCUAGAGUCGUAGAGCACAGGAUCCUUGUGCCUCUCGCGUUUUCUUUCCUGCCUCUUUCUUCGUUUGCUUAUUCUCCAUUGUCGACCUUUUGCUCGUGGCUUCCCGAUUCGUCCCUCGGAUCUUCCUGCCUCUGGGGAAGGACGUAUCCUCAAACUCGCUGUCGCAGUUCUUUGUUUCACCGACGCCCCACUGGUGCCGCCGUUUCUUGUCACCCACUCUCCCUUUUCGUAUUUUGUAAACUACGCUGCGUUUUUAUCUUGGAUUCCUUGUUUCUUGUUCCACGUCUUCCUUGGAUAUCCCCCCGCCGCCAUUCUGUACGCUACCCCGGACACCGUUCCUGCCUGUCCUGCAGACUUUUUGCGCCUGCUGAUCGUAUUUCCUCGGCGCUGUUAACUGGAUCUGGAUUCAUCAGCCACUGUGUGAGAUACUGAGACUCAACGAACGCUUGUCUGUGCAUCUCUUUCGUCCCCAUGGUACUCGGCGCGCGUCGUUCUGGGCGCUCCAUGGCGCCCCGAGUGACUCUUUACCCUUCGGAAGUGAGUGCAGACGAGAAAGAAACUGAGCGCACGAUGGAAGUCAGCGCAAACCAGGAAGAGGCAGACGACUUUUCCCCGCACUGCCCGUCUAUAGACACUUUUCUGAAGAAAAUCGGAAAAGACUUGGGCCUCGACGCAGACGGAGUCGAGGACAUUCGCGCUCGGCUCCUGGUCAACCAAAUCACCACCGGAGAGGCCUUGGAAGCAGCUGUGCGCGAGCAGCGUCUCUGCGGCCUUUUUCACCCUCGCGUCACCGAGGCGAUUGUCGCACGCGUUACCGGUCGGGGUCUGCCAAUGUUUGAUCUUGACGAAUUUAUGGAGACUCGGCUGAGAGUCAAGAAUCCUGCGAAGUUCUUGCACGGCGCUAUUUUCGUCCAUCGCAUCGCUCCUGUGCCAGGGACGAGGAAAGGCCGCAUCGCCGUCACCUGGGCGUUCGACCUCGAUCUCGAGACAACGACGGUGGCCGAACUGCUGCAGCGUUUGGAGCUCCUCGUCGGCGAUGUGCCUGUUGACCGCAUGCGUCUCGUUUUCAACGGCUUCUCGAUGGCCACAACCAGCUCACUUCAGUCCUACGACGUCCGCAGCGGAGACACACUCUAUCUUUACACUUUGAGAGAUCCCCAGACUCAAGUGACGUUCACCGGCGCGCCGCAGGUCCUCGCGACGCCUCAACCUUUGCAUGCGCCUCUGCCCGUCGGCCUCGCGCCGGCUGCCGCCCCAGUGCGCGCGCCCCUGCCCAUGGCCCUCUUGUGUGCCCCAAGUGCAUGCGGGCCGACUUGCGGCGCCGGUGCUCAGGUGUCUGGCUUCCCCGUCUCGCCGGGAGCCGCGCCGACGCAGGAGCAGCGCCCCGAGGCCCUCCAGGCUGGGGCCGGCGAGCCAGAGAUGGGGAGAGCUUUUCUGACGACUCCUUCAACCGGAACGCACGUGGUGCCCACUCAAGUAUCUGCGCCUCAAGUUCUCGCGCCGCAGGUCGCUGCUCCCGUCCUGUCUGCAGUCGGCGGAGCCGUCCUGACGCCGGCAGUGUGCCCCUCGAUGUACGGGUAUGUGACGCCUGGAGCCCAACUAGCGGUCGGAGCCGGCGGCUACGGAGACGCCUGCCUGGUGGCACAGCCGAUCGACAGGCGCGUCGAGACAUGCAAGUGUGGAUCUUACACUGCUUUUCGCUACCCCGCUCCCGGCACCCGGGUCACAACGUGUGCCUCUUGCCCCGUCAAUUACCAACAGACGAGCAACUGAAAGCGAACGGUGAUUCCAAGGAUAUUCCAGAGAAGAGAGGACGAGGAGACAAGAAAAGAGCAACAGAGAGGGAUAUGAGGCGAAAAGUGGAGAGGAUAAGGGGAGGGAAGUAGGAGACAGACAAGAGACCUAGGGAGAGGAAACAGAAGCGAACGUGACGGGGGACUGAGGGCAAGAACAGAUCGAGGCGUCUGCAACGCUUCCAGAUCCUAACAUAUGUACAUUUUGGAAACUCGUCAGACGGCGAGACAUCUAAGUAAACCGUGUUUUGUGGAGCCAGUCGAAUUCUGUAUAAUUGUUUGAGCUCCGUGUUUCCGGAGCUGAAUCGCACCAGCGUCUUGUAGAGUCGCAGUGGCGGCUCGCGCGCGUGAAAGUUUCGUUAAUUCGAAGAAAGGCUCCUUUUAAUUCUUUUUUUGUUGCUAAUUCACUUAACGCGCAUGUGCCGCAGAGCUGGGCAAAAUCAACCUUGGC
Toxoplasma gondii ME49 is the source of this 2484-nucleotide messenger RNA. RefSeq lists its product as hypothetical. The record is from RefSeq and is a predicted model, not a curated record. NCBI's taxonomy places the organism in Eukaryota, Apicomplexa, Conoidasida, Eucoccidiorida, Sarcocystidae. Gene Ontology annotation, molecular function: protein binding. The transcript is spliced from 4 exons. Bases 712 to 2013 code for a protein of 433 amino acids.